CUGUUGCUGCUGUCAAUUGGGUAGCAACGGCUAGUUGGGUUGGGUGCGCUUUUGAGCCUUGUUUUGGCCCUUCUGUUUUGGGCUGCUGGUUGGUCUUUUGGGCUGCUGCCCCUCCUCUUUGUACAUUUUUCCUUAUUACUAUAUUUCUCUAUGAAAAAAAGAAAAAAAAAAAACUAAAAUAAAAUUAUAAAUUUUAAUUACAUGGUACAAAUUCAGUCCCAAAUUAUGAAGCCACGGACACUGACACUUCACCGACACUUUUUUUUGGACACUUUCAAACAUUUGUAACACAAGCUUAAUAUUAGUACUCAAUACAUGUUUUAUAGUCGUGUCUUACUUUUUUUAAAUUUGGUGUAUGGACAUAUCCGGACACGCUACAUAGCUCCCCAAUCAAAUUUUCCGACUCCAGAUCUCUUUUAAGUUUCUUGGUUGUCUCUCUCCCUAGCUCCUCUCCAACUUCAUCCUCCAAUUUACAGCAGGCAUGGCUUGCUGCUCCAAACCACAAGCAGAUAUGGACUGCACAGAGUUUAAGAUCAAUCUUAUUUCAGCCAGAAAUCUUAAACCUGGAAAAUUCUUCAGUAUGCAAGUUUAUGCAACAGUUUCAAUCAGUGAUGACCCCAGCUCAAAGAAACAAACCCCGGUGGACGAUCAAAACGGGAUCAAUCCUGCAUGGAAUUUCACCACUGUAUACGCCAUAGAUGAAACCGCCGUCAGACAUGAUUGCACCGCCCUUAUCAUCAAGUUAUACUGUCAAAGGUGGAUUGGGGACCGAUACAUCGGUGAGGUUCAUGUGUCGUUGAAGGAGCUCUACAAACGAGCUCGUAAAGGCUGCAGCUUUAGCAACACAGUGGAAUACAGUGUGAGAAAAGGAUCAGUAUUUUCAAUGGGAAAGGUGAGAUUUUCGUACGGGUUUCGGGGAACCUUGGUUAAUGUGGAUGGUGAAAAACCUUCUUCCUGUAACGGAGGAUUUCGUGAUGUAGCUAUAGUAGUUUUGAAAGUUUCACUUAAAUUUAUUUUUGGUAUUGAUAUUACAAUAUAAGUCAUAUAUGCACAAAAAAACAUUCUUCUUUCUGUGGAUUGAUCAAUAUAUUGUAGAACUAUA
Messenger RNA from Cornus florida, 1102 nucleotides. Its product is annotated as protein SRC2 homolog. The record is from RefSeq and is a predicted model, not a curated record. Lineage: Eukaryota; Viridiplantae; Streptophyta; Magnoliopsida; Cornales; Cornaceae. Gene Ontology annotation, biological process: defense response. The transcript has a single exon. The coding region runs from base 482 to 1039 and encodes 185 amino acids.